Messenger RNA from Aspergillus melleus, 1035 nucleotides. RefSeq names its product MDR family NADP-dependent oxidoreductase. The transcript has a single exon. Bases 1 to 1035 code for a protein of 344 amino acids. Gene Ontology annotation, molecular function: oxidoreductase activity, acting on the CH-CH group of donors, NAD or NADP as acceptor. The record is from RefSeq and is a predicted model, not a curated record. Lineage: Eukaryota; Fungi; Ascomycota; Eurotiomycetes; Eurotiales; Aspergillaceae.
AUGUCUCAGAACUCGGCUCUGUACUUCACCAAGAUCCCUGAGGGAUACCCCGUUGCCGGUGAGCACAUCGCUGUGCAGCCCGUCUCCUAUGACGCCAACGUGCCGACCCCCGAGAACGGUGUCGUGCUGCAGUCGCUCUACACCAGCUUCGACCCCUACAUGCGUGGUCGUAUGCGCGACCCUUCCAUUAAGUCCUACUCGGCUCCCUUCGAACUCAACAAGCCCAUUGAGAGCGCCACCAUCGCCAAGGUCCUCCGCUCGAACAAUGACAAGUACAAGGAGGGCGACCUGAUCUACGGAUACGUGCCCAUCCAGCAGUACAUCGCCCUGGACGGCCAGCAGAUCGUGCGCAUCCGUCCCCUCGACAACCCCCUCGGCAUCGAGGACAUCCGCAUCUUCCUCGGCGCCCUCGGCAUGCCCGGUCUGACUGCCUACUCGUCGCUGUACGAGAUCGGCAAGCCCAAGAAGGGCGAGACCAUCUUCGUCUCGGCGGCCAGCGGUGCCGUCGGCCAGCUGGUCGGCCAAUUGGCCAAGCACGAGGGCCUCAAGGUCAUCGGUAGCGUCGGCUCCGACCAGAAGCUGGACUACAUCAUCAACACCCUGGGCUUCGACGGCGGCUUCAACUACAAGACCGAGAAGCCCGCUGACGCGCUGGCGCGCCUGGCCCCCAACGGUAUUGACAUCUACUACGAGAACGUCGGCGGCGAGCACCUCGAGGCUGCCCUCAACGCCAUCAACGACUUCGGCCGCAUCGUCGUCUGCGGCAUGAUCUCGCAGUACAACCACGCUCCUUACCCCAUCACCAACAUCCAGAAGGUGCUCACCAAGCGUCUGACCAUGCGCGGCUUCAUCGUCGGCGACGCUGGCAUGGGUGACAAGUACACCAAGGAGCACCAGAAGAACGUCCAGCAGUGGAUCAAGGAGGGAUCCUUCAAGUCCCUGCUCCACGAGACCGAGGGUAUCGAGAACGCUCCCGAGGGCCUGAUUGGUAUCUUCUACGGCAAGAACCUCGGCAAGGCCGUCCUGAAGUUCUAA